GAUCAAUGAGAAUCUGUUGUUGUCACGUGAUUUUAUUUAAACGGUUAAAUUAAACCGACUCGUUUGUUUCGCUGAAUAACGUAUAGUACGAUUCAGUUGACAUCAUAGUCACAGACAUUGUAAAUAAAGACGUACAAAGGAUUUCGAUAAAAAUAUGGCAGAUCCAGUCGAUUAUAUUGAUUUAACGGUAGAUUCGCCAGGAAAUAAAUUCUUACUAAAAUCACGAACGAGAAAUACUGAAAAUGUAUCUGUCAAUAUUGCAGUAACAAAAAGGCGACGAAAGCGUAAUUUAUCUAACCAACCAGAACUACAGCUUCACGAUUCUGUCAUAGAAAUACCAGUUGAAGAUACAUCCACAUCAAAGCAACCUAUAAACACGGAUCAAAUUAAUUCACCAAAGUAUGGAAUUUAUUGUGGCAAUGACUAUACUCCAGAAAGUUUAAUUCCACUAUUAUGCCCAAUAUGUUAUGAAUAUUAUUCUUCUAAAAUAAGGCCCAUAUCUACUCGUUGCGGGCAUGUAUUUUGUACACAAUGUUUAGAACAAGCAUUACGUAAUUUAAAAAAAUGUCCAACAUGUAAAACAGCUGUUAAAUUCAACCAGUGUACCCGUUUACAUUUAUAAUUUAUAUAUUUUUUACUUAUUAUAUGUACAACAUUUCAACAUUGUGACUUUGCUCUCUUUUUCUCUUUCUUUUUGUAUAUACAACAAUAUUAU
Molecule: messenger RNA, 715 nt
Organism: Colletes gigas
Lineage: Eukaryota; Metazoa; Arthropoda; Insecta; Hymenoptera; Colletidae
Product: E3 ubiquitin-protein ligase RNF4-like
Exons: 3
Coding region: 155-622 (155 amino acids)
Source: RefSeq, a predicted model, not a curated record